Syngnathus acus (greater pipefish) is the source of this 1571-nucleotide messenger RNA. Its product is annotated as major histocompatibility complex class I-related gene protein-like. The transcript is spliced from 7 exons. Gene Ontology annotation, cellular component: external side of plasma membrane. Bases 72 to 1142 code for a protein of 356 amino acids. The record is from RefSeq and is a predicted model, not a curated record. NCBI's taxonomy places the organism in Eukaryota, Metazoa, Chordata, Actinopteri, Syngnathiformes, Syngnathidae. Gene Ontology annotation, biological process: immune response.
CUUAUCAGUAAAGUAGUGUAGCUACGCCCCCCAAGCUCACAGUUGAGCUCAAACGAUAUCACGUGCUAAGGAUGAAGAGCACGAUGAACAACAUCUUGACGUUGCUGCUCGCCUUGGCCGUAUGGAGUGUGCAGGACACAUCUGCAGACACACAUUCAUUGAAAUACUUCAUCACGGCAACUUCCGGUGUGAAAAACUUCCCCGAGUUUGUGGGCGCUGCUGAGGUGGACGGCGUCCGGGUGGGCUACUGUGAUAGCAACAUCCAGUCGGCGAAACCCAAACAGGAAUGGAUGCAGCAGCUGGUCCGGGACGUUCCGGAUCAACUGGACUGGUACAAGCGCAAGUGCUUAGGCAACCAGCACGUCUUCAGGAGAAACCUCAAGGAUUUGAGUCACCGCUUAAACCAGUCUGGAGGCAGCCAUGUUUUACAGCGGAUGAACGGUUGCGAAAUUGACGAUGAGAGCGGCGAGAUCGUGGGCUACAACCAGUACGGCUAUGACGGAGAAGACUUCAUUGUGCUGAACCUGGAGAUGCUGACGUGGACGGCGCCCUCCCCGCAGGCCUUCACCACCAAGCUUAUUUGGGACAGGGAGAAGGAGAGACUGGAGUACAACAGAGACUACUAUAAAGUCAAGUGCCCGGAGUGGCUGAAGAUGUACGUGGACUAUGGGAAGAGUGUCCUGCAGAAAAAAGAGCUUCCCUCGAUGGCUCUCCUCCAGAAGACACCCACCUCGAUGGUCUGUUGCCACGCCACGGGCUUUUACCCCAGACUAGCCAUGAUGUUCUGGAGGAGAGGCGGCGAGGAGCUCCACGAACAUAUAGAACAUGGCGAGCUCCUGCCCAACCAUGAUGGAACCUUCCAGAUGAGCGUGAACCUGAACGUGUCAGCGGUGCCGCUCGCUGAGUGGCCCGAAUACGAGUGCGUGUUUCAGUUCGGUGGUGUCAAGGAGCAGCUGGUCAUCAAACUGGACCAAGACGCCAUCCAAAGCAACUGGAUUCCUCCCCAAAAGGUUCCGGCCGCUGUGGUCAUCGGAGGCGUCGUCGGGUUACUGCUGAGCCUUCUGGCGGCCGCCGCCGUGGGAUAUUACAUCCGGAAAAGAAAGGCUAACGGCGGUGAGAAGGAUGUGUUGAAAUUUUAUUGAGUCAUUGUCAGAAAGAUAACAAAGUUCAAAAAUUUCAGGCUGUUGAUGCGGGCCCGGAAUUCGCCCAAUCCCACGUUGGAGACUGUGAGCAGUGAGCCCUGGAAUUAAGAACGGCAGGACCAGAACUUAUUACAAGACAAGCUAGCCCGCUAAACCAAAUCAAAAUGAGCCCUAUUGUUGUGUGAUUCUUUUCGAAAAGAAAUUUAUUUUUUUACAUUUUUCGUUUAUGUUUUUAUUUAUUUCAAUGAUCAUCUAUUACCUGUGAGUAUAAAAGAGUGAAUUCUGUCAGCCUAAAGCACUUUUAUUUCCAAACACAAACCCCCUGUAAUGUGAUCCACGAUUUAUUUGUAUCUUAUUUUUUACCUUUGUAUUGCUUUGCAAAAAUAAAUAUUCUUUUGUGCUGCAUGACUAAAUAAAAUGCCAAAUAUA